This is a messenger RNA of Podarcis muralis (Common wall lizard), 725 nucleotides long. The record is from RefSeq and is a predicted model, not a curated record. NCBI's taxonomy places the organism in Eukaryota, Metazoa, Chordata, Lepidosauria, Squamata, Lacertidae.
CAAGACCUCCAGGCGCUGUCCCUGCCUGAGGUCGUAACCCGCAGUCCCCCUCCAUGGCCCUAGGGGGCACCACUUUGGUGCUGACGCUCUGCCUGUGGGGCUGGCUGGCGCCCUGGCCAGGCCUGGGCGAGGAGACUGAAGACAUGACCCAGAUGGGGGCGCCGCCACACCUGGUGGCCCUGAUCCCCGAGGCCGCCAGGGCGACGGUGGCGGCGGGCUACACCAACGACAACGAGACCCAGACGACCACAGAAGCGCCGCUGGUGUCGGUCUCCAUCACAUUCAGCGCAGGGACCUCGCAGGAGAAGGAGACCGUCCUCGUCGUGGGCGACAACCGCUACGCCUGGCAGGAGUGGAGCGAGUGGCACUGCAACUGCGCGGCGGGGAGCAUGUCCCGGGUGCGAGACAUCACCUACUCGCAGCCCGGUGUCCGCCUGGACCCGGCGGAGUACGACAUCCUGCGCUUCGAGAGGGAGGUGUGCAACUACCAGGCUUGCCACUGCAAGCAGGGCCAGUGCAACUCCUCGACGCUGGCGUGCGACCAGGGGCCCAUGCACAUGUGCGCACUGCAAGACAUCAAGCAAGACAAGGAGCACAAGAGGAAGGACUUCUGGACCCAGGUCCACGAGGGACUCAGGGACCUCUGGAAGAGCAUCAAGGAUGCCUUCCCGCCGGAGCAGGUGGGGGAUGGAUGGGCAGGCAGGCAGGGCCGAGGCGGUGCAUAA